GUCUUUUCAGUUUAUUCGGCCAAAGGUCCCCCGACCUUAGAAAGGCAGAGGGGCCCCGGUUGCACUCUCACACACGUAUUUAUAUUCUCUGGUUACAUGAUAUUUCGCAUGCGCAAAGCUUUAGUGGAAAAUUACUAGUAUUGCAUGACUCUUCUUCAACCUGCAGGGUAAUACCAAAUAAGGCACAGGUCUGCCGUUAAGCUUGUCUAUCAUGCUUAAUUACUAUGGUGGAAACUUGUGGGCCCCUGAAGGUACAGGCUGUGCUUCCCGUAUUGCCAAAGGAAACCCCUUUCUCUGCGCACAAUUUCUAACAAAGCACAUGUGGCAGAGUCAAUCACUCAACCCAAAUAUCCCUAAUCUAGUGCCUUUGCUGCAAGAUCUUCCUCUCAGCAGAGGCCUCCCUCAUCCAGAGACUAGCAUAAUUUAGGACUCUGGUCUAAGAGAUGAUUAGCUGAUGAGUGCAGCAAAGACUUCAAUUGUUUGCCUUUGAGCUAGUAGUAAAUAUCCUAUGCUCAGUUUCCUUGCUGAAUCAGGGUCCUUGUCAGCCUUGGCCUUCCUUAACUUUUGAGAGAGGCAGGUCACUAAUGUCAGAGAUGGGCCCAAACCAAGACUCCAAGCCUGAACAUCCUGGGCUGAAGGCGAUACCAAUGCGUGUGAUGAAAGCUAUUGGUAUCAGUUACUUGGCCUGCAUCAUUUCCCCCCAUAUUAUUGGCGGUUGUAAGGCCCAAUCUUACCCAGGGCAGCACCCUAAAUGAAAGUAGAAUGAAGAAAAUGAGCAACAUCUAUGAAUCAGCGGCCAAUACCCUGGGAAUCUUUAACAGCCCAUGCCUGACCAAAGUGGAGCUGCGUGUUGCAUGCAAAAGUAUAUCAGACAGAGAUGCCCUUUCCAAGCCAGAUCCCUGCGUUAUCCUUAAAAUGCAGUCACAUGGGCAGUGGUUUGAGGUUGACAGGACAGAAGUGAUUCGAACCUGUAUAAACCCAAUCUUCUCCAAGCUUUUCACCGUGGACUUCUACUUUGAAGAGGUUCAGCGAUUACGGUUUGAAGUCCAUGACAUUAGCAGCAAUCACAAUGGGCUGAAAGAAGCAGAUUUUCUUGGUGGCAUGGAAUGCACUCUUGGACAAAUUGUUUCACAGAGGAAACUCUCCAAAUCCUUACUGAAACAUGGGAACACAGCAGGGAAAUCAUCCAUAACAGUGAUUGCUGAGGAAUUAUCUGGCAAUGAUGACUAUGUUGAACUUUCAUUCAGUGCACGGAAAUUAGAUGACAAGGAUUUUUUCAGCAAAUCUGAUCCAUUUCUGGAGAUUUUCCGGAUGAAUGAUGAUGCAACCCAACAGCUUGUUCAUAGAACUGAGGUUGUGAUGAAUAACUUAAAUCCAGCCUGGAAAUCUUUUAAAGUGUCUGUAAAUUCUCUGUGCAGUGGAGAUCAGGAUCGCAGACUAAAGUGCAUAGUUUGGGACUGGGAUUCCAAUGGGAAGCAUGACUUCAUUGGAGAAUUUAGUUCAACGUUCAAGGAAAUGCGAGGAGCAAUGGAAGGAAGACAGGUACAGUGGGAGUGCAUAAAUCCCAAGUAUAAAGCAAAGAAGAAGAAUUACAAGAAUUCAGGCAUUGUCAUUCUUAACCAAUGCAAGAUCCACAAGAUGCAUUCUUUCUUAGAUUACAUCAUGGGUGGAUGCCAAAUACAGUUUACAGUAGCUAUAGAUUUCACAGCAUCAAACGGUGAUCCCAGGAACAGCUGCUCACUGCACUAUAUUCACCCCUAUCAACCCAAUGAGUACCUGAAAGCAUUGGUAGCUGUGGGGGAGAUUUGCCAAGACUAUGACAGUGAUAAAAUGUUCCCAGCCUUUGGCUUUGGAGCAAGGAUACCACCAGAAUAUAAAGUGUCUCAUGAUUUUGCAAUCAACUUCAAUGAAGACAACCCAGAAUGCGCAGGGAUACAAGGAGUUGUGGAAGCUUAUCAGAGCUGCCUUCCAAAGCUACAGCUUUAUGGGCCAACAAAUAUUGCUCCCAUCAUCCAGAAGGUGGCUAAAUCAGCAUCAGAGGAGACCAACACAAAGGAGGCUUCGCAAUACUUCAUCUUACUGAUUUUGACUGAUGGUGUAAUCACAGAUAUGGCUGACACCCGAGAAGCCAUUGUUCACGCUUCCCACCUGCCUAUGUCCGUCAUCAUUGUUGGGGUUGGAAAUGCUGAUUUCAGUGACAUGCAGAUGCUAGAUGGUGAUGACGGGAUCCUGAGGUCCCCCAAGGGUGAGCCAGUUCUUCGGGACAUCGUCCAAUUUGUACCAUUUCGGAACUUCAAACAUGCAUCCCCAGCUGCGCUAGCAAAAAGCGUUUUGGCUGAAGUUCCAAAUCAAGUGGUGGACUAUUACAAUGGCAAAGGGAUUAAACCAAAAUGUAUGUCAGAUUAUGAGUCUUCCAGGACACUAGCUCCAUGAACCUUCCCCGCACACUUUUACAGAAUUAAAAAAAUACUACUAAUGACAACUACUGUACUUUAAAACAAAACAAACAAAAAAUAGCAUGUUUUGGUGAUUUUUAACUCAAAUAUUAAUUUUUUUUGCAUGUGUAGCCUUAAAGGCUUAAAUCUGUUAAGCAGUUGUAUUGUUGAAAACUUUUUAUGAGAAAACAGGAAUUAACUCUUUACAUUACAGCAUGUCGCCUUGAAAUAAAAAGUUAUCUGUAUCUGUUUUUUUAUACAGGUUUGUUGAAAUUUUGCUAAAUUUCUUAUCUUUACACUGUAAAGCAUUUUGAAACAUUUAUUGAGAGUCGAUAGCCAAAACGUCUUUGGUUUUAUCUGCUAUGGACUGAAAGAUUUUUCAAAGUGGCAGAUGCAUGAACUGUAUCUUGCAUGUUUAAAAUAAAAACAACACAGUUUUGCAGUUGUUGUCCUUAUUUCAUCCUUGCCACAAAUCUGCCUGCUCUAAAUCUGUAGUCAACACCUGCAUUUCAAGGUAAAAACAGCAAAAGCAUUGGCAGAUGCUUCUAGAAGACCACCGCCCUAAGCAUGGCCAUUUCUAAUGACAGCAGCUUAUAACAAGGGUGCCCCAGU
Molecule: messenger RNA, 3047 nt
Organism: Alligator sinensis (Chinese alligator)
Lineage: Eukaryota; Metazoa; Chordata; Crocodylia; Alligatoridae
Gene: CPNE4
Product: copine 4
Exons: 16
Coding region: 763-2433 (556 amino acids)
Biological process (GO): cellular response to calcium ion
Cellular component (GO): plasma membrane
Molecular function (GO): calcium-dependent phospholipid binding
Source: RefSeq, a predicted model, not a curated record